Pseudomyrmex gracilis is the source of this 667-nucleotide messenger RNA. Its product is annotated as CB1 cannabinoid receptor-interacting protein 1-like. Gene Ontology annotation, molecular function: type 1 cannabinoid receptor binding. Lineage: Eukaryota; Metazoa; Arthropoda; Insecta; Hymenoptera; Formicidae. The record is from RefSeq and is a predicted model, not a curated record. The transcript has 3 exons. Bases 151 to 651 code for a protein of 166 amino acids. Gene Ontology annotation, cellular component: plasma membrane. Gene Ontology annotation, biological process: negative regulation of signaling receptor activity.
AGCGUGAAACGUCGAAUCAGUGAGCGUCGCGACGCCCGCGGCGCAGGUUGUACUGCCUUCUCUCUUCUUACGGCGAGACCUGUAGUAUACGGCAUUAACAUUCCGGAGCAAUUUGGAACGAUUAUUAUGGGGCAUCUCAGCGGCGGCUAAAUGGGGGCCGAUCAGCAUUUUCGUGUGACUUUGUCCCUCAGGAGGGAACCGGGUGCCGGUCCGGUCUACUGCAAGAUGGAAACGUCCGCCCGGUUCCGACAGCUGAAGACGGUCAAGCUGAGCUGCGAGGCGACCUACCGACUCGACAUCAGUUUCAAGCCGCCGCAACUGCUGCAGUCCCUGAGUAUUGGAGGAAAACCGGUGGAGGCAAUCGAGCGCGCGAGAGACGGCACGGCGUGCGCGUACAGCGCUUAUCACAGCACGAAGGACAUAGCGGCGAGCGCGCGCGGCCACCGGGAGGAUCUGCCGAUCGCCAUGCGGGUACUGGGCUCCGGUUACCUGUCCACGUGUCUGCAGAUCAAGUACUACCGGUUGGAUGAUCAGAGCCACUGCGAGUGGGGCGCCAGACUGCACUGCAUCGAGCUCGAUUGCUCGAGCGUCGAGGGACGUCUCGUCACGGUGGAUCGGGAGACCUACAGAAAGCUCGGCAUCGAGUCCUAACAUCAAAUCCAGUCUC